Messenger RNA from Zingiber officinale, 2850 nucleotides. Its product is annotated as potassium transporter 7-like. The transcript has 10 exons. The record is from RefSeq and is a predicted model, not a curated record. Gene Ontology annotation, molecular function: potassium ion transmembrane transporter activity. Lineage: Eukaryota; Viridiplantae; Streptophyta; Magnoliopsida; Zingiberales; Zingiberaceae. Bases 561 to 2714 code for a protein of 717 amino acids. Gene Ontology annotation, cellular component: membrane. Gene Ontology annotation, biological process: potassium ion transmembrane transport.
CGAUGAGAGCGGUGACGCAACGCUUACUUCCAUUAAGGUUACCGAAUUCGCCUCUCCACUGAAAUUUUACAGCGUAAGAUCGGCAACGAACUCUUCGCGAGGGAUUCGGUCUCUCUUUUCUCUACUCUGCUGCGAGAAUCGGCGGAUUGGGAAUGGAGGCUUCCCUGCCUGCGAUUCGAUCUCCGAAUUAGGAGGGCAGCAACUGCGGCGGAGGUCAUCGGAUGCGAUGGAUCAAGAGGGAGGGUCAACUUCCUACGAUCAGCGGGGGUUUGGAAUUGGAACCUUUUCAUGUGCGAGCAAAUGGGAAGGCGAUCGAUUUCCUUUCGAUGCCAGAUACUUCCAUCCAGUAAUGAAGUGUUGAGGGGUGGGAUAGACAGUCGGGUGCUUGUGAUUCGGAAACUUAGGUGAAUUGGAGGAGCUACUACAAAAAUUUGCUUCUUUUGUCAUAUCAAAGUUUUGGUGUAGUUUAUGGUGACUUGAGUACAUCUCCUCUUUAUGUGUACAAGAGUGCAUACAGUGGAAGGUUGAACCAAUAUCAAGAUGAGGAGACUGUGUUUGGCAUGUUUUCUUUGAUAUUCUGGACAUUAACUAUAAUCCCUCUGCUAAAGUAUGUAUUCAUUGUCCUGAGUGCUGAUGAUAAUGGUGAAGGUGGAACAUUUGCUUUAUACUCUCUACUUUGUAGACAUGCCAAAUUCAGUUUACUCCCUAAUCAGCAAGCAGCUGAUGAGGAGCUGUCCACGUAUUAUCGUAAUGGAACUCGAAGUGUGAUCCAUUCACCAUUGAAAAGGUUUCUUGAGAAGCACAAAAGACUGAGGACUUGUUUACUUCUCAUAGUGUUGUUCGGUGCUUGCAUGGUGAUUGGUGAUGGUGUUCUUACACCUGCUAUUUCUGUUUUAUCAUCUAUUUCUGGGGUACAAGUUCGCACCAAAAACUUUCAUGAUGGCGAGGUGGCAAUUGUUUCUUGCUUUGUGCUAGUUGGCCUUUUUGCAUUGCAACGUAGGGGUACUCAAAGGGUGGCCUUCAUGUUUGCACCCAUCGUUAUUAUUUGGCUGUUGUGCAUUGGUAUUAUUGGACUGUACAAUGUCAUUCACUGGAACCAUAGGAUAUAUCUGGCCCUUUCUCCACUCUAUGUGGUUAAGUUUUUCAAGAAGACAGGGAAAGAUGGUUGGAUAUCUCUAGGCGGUAUACUUCUUUCAAUCACAGGUACAGAAGCUAUGUUUGCAGAUCUUGGCCAUUUCACUUCAGCAUCCAUUAGGGUGGCAUUCAUUAGUGUCAUAUACCCAUGUCUAGUCCUUCAAUACAUGGGGCAGGCAGCAUUUAUCUCCCGAAAUUUCUCUGAAAUAACUACCAGCUUCUACGAAUCAAUACCGCAACCUGUUUUUUGGCCUGUUUUCGUGGUUGCCACACUUGCUGCUAUAGUUGCCAGUCAAGCUGUUAUCUCAGCAACAUUCUCAAUCAUCAAACAAUGCCAUGCUUUGGGUUGUUUCCCCCGGGUCAAGAUUGUCCAUACAUCAAGAUGGAUCUAUGGCCAGGUAUACAUACCUGAAAUCAAUUGGAUCCUGAUGGUGCUUUGUCUUGCUGUGACUAUUGGUUUUCGUGACACAACCGUCAUUGGAAAUGCAUAUGGUAUAGCAUGCAUGACCGUCAUGUUUGUGACAACAUGGUUGAUGGCCCUUGUUAUCAUAUUUGUAUGGCAAAAGAACAACUUGUUUGCACUGAUGUUUCUUCUCCUUUUUGGGAGCAUCGAAGGUGUCUAUCUGUCCUCUUCACUUAUCAAAGUUCCCCAGGGAGGAUGGGUACCUCUGGCGCUCUCCUUUGUCUUUAUGGUUGUAAUGUAUGUGUGGCACUAUGGCACCCGGAGGAAAUAUCUCUUUGACUUGCAAAACAAGGUCUCAAUGAAAUGGAUCCUCACACUAGGACCCAGUCUCGGAAUUGUUCGUGUCCCCGGAAUUGGACUCAUCUACACAGAGUUGGUUACUGGCGUGCCAGCUAUAUUCUCCCAUUUUAUCACCAACCUCCCUGCUUUUCAUCAAGUUCUUGUGUUUGUUUGUGUGAAGUCAGUCCCAGUACCAUUUGUUCCUCCCGAUGAACGAUAUCUCAUUGGCCGGAUUGGUCCUAGAUCCUACAGAAUGUACAGGUGCAUAGUUAGGCAUGGCUACAAAGACGUACAGAAAGACGAAGAGAACUUUGAAAACCUUUUGGUUUUGAGCAUUGCCAAAUUCAUUCAGAUGGAAGCUGAAGAAACAUCUUCCGGUAGUUAUGAUUGCUCACCUGAAGGAAGAAUGGCCGUUAUUCAAACUUCUGACUUGUCUGGCACAACGUUGGUGAUGAGAGAUGCUGAUCAGCUUGCAGGUGACCCUAAUCCGACUAGGAGCAGCAAAUCAGAAACAUUACAAAGCUUGCAGUCGCUGUACGAGCAAGAAUCCCCAAGCGUGACCCGCCGUCGUCGAGUCCAUUUUGAUCUGCCAGACGCUGAGCACAUAGACCCUCAGUUGAGGGAAGAGCUACAGGCAUUGGUGGAGGCGAAGCAAGCAGGAGUUGCCUACAUACUGGGACACUCAUACAUAAAAGCCCGUAGGACAUCAUCCUUCACGAAGAAGUUUUUCAUCGACGUUGCCUACUCAUUUCUCCGAAAGAACUGCAGGGGCCCUUCAGUGGCUUUAAGCAUACCACAUAUCAGCCUUAUAGAAGUGGGCAUGAUCUAUUAUGUGUAAUCAGUUCUUAUUACCGACAAUGCCAAGGUAUGAACCUGAAUGUGAUAUGACUGUUUCACUUAGAACUUUGAAUUUUUUUCAUGUCAAGCAGUUCUAUAAUGUAUUUCUUGUGCUAAAAAUAAGAAGCUUUUACUAA